AUGUCAGUUGCUCAAAUCUUUGAGAGGAUUGACAAGAACAGGGAUGGAAAAAUUUCGUGGAACGAAUUUGCGGAAGAAAUUCGCGUCUUUUCUCGUUCAAUAACAUCAGAAGAACUUGAUAAGAUGUUUAGAGUGCUUGACGUGGAUGGUGAUGUUCAAAUCGAUGUUGUGGAAUUUGCUUCUUGUUUGGUGAUAGAUGGUGGAGGAGAACAAAAUGACGAAGAGACUGUCUUGAAAGGAGCUUUUGAUUUGUAUGAUAUGGAUGGUGAUGGGAAAAUAUCGGCUAGUGAGAUUCAUGUUAUGUUGAAACGUCUAGGAGAAAAGCAUACAAUGGAAGAGUGUGUUGUGAUGGUUCAAGCUGUUGAUGCAGAUGAAGAUGGUUUUGUGAACUUUGAAAAGAUUAAAACUAUGAUGAGUUCCAACCACAAGAAAUCACUAUGAUCAUGUUACGUUUAAUUGAUUUUUGGUUUGUUAUGUUUUCUUGUGAAUUUUCUUUGAUGUGUUGAUCUCUCUUUCAAAGAGUUUGACCGUGUAAUAUCCUUUGUUCCGAUUUGGUUUUAUCUCUUUUCACAACCGCCGUAACUCGUAAGCUUUCGUCAACUAUCGCCGUUCUCCGAUCCUCCUUCACCAUUUAAACUCUGAUGCGACAAUUAAUCUCUUCCACUCUGCUGAUUUCUAUUCCUUUCAAAGAAACACCGAAAAGUUACCGAAUUUGACAUGAAAAACCACUUCAAAUUUCUUUAAGAAUCACCACCUCCGGGGAAGCUCCAUCACCGACUACACGCAAAUUCCCAAUGUAGUCUUUCGUUGCUCCUAAGUCAUGAGAAAAAGAUAGUGACGAAGAUAUUACGCCUCGAUUAAUUGGAGAAUCAGAAAGAAAUAAGAUUUACAAAAUGAUUAAUCGACGGGAUUAAAAAAACAAAUAGAUGGAGAUUGA
Molecule: messenger RNA, 937 nt
Organism: Capsella rubella
Lineage: Eukaryota; Viridiplantae; Streptophyta; Magnoliopsida; Brassicales; Brassicaceae
Product: probable calcium-binding protein CML32
Exons: 1
Coding region: 1-441 (146 amino acids)
Molecular function (GO): calcium ion binding; enzyme regulator activity
Source: RefSeq, a predicted model, not a curated record